Messenger RNA from Mugil cephalus (flathead mullet), 7620 nucleotides. It is a transcript of the gene prox1a, whose product is annotated as prospero homeobox 1a. The record is from RefSeq and is a predicted model, not a curated record. NCBI's taxonomy places the organism in Eukaryota, Metazoa, Chordata, Actinopteri, Mugiliformes, Mugilidae. Gene Ontology annotation, biological process: regulation of transcription by RNA polymerase II. The coding region runs from base 2952 to 5672 and encodes 906 amino acids. The transcript is spliced from 7 exons. Gene Ontology annotation, molecular function: RNA polymerase II cis-regulatory region sequence-specific DNA binding; DNA-binding transcription factor activity, RNA polymerase II-specific. Gene Ontology annotation, cellular component: nucleus.
GACCGUGACGGCCGAAAACCCACACAAACACUCGCUCGCUAUCCCCCACUUUCUCUUUCUCGCAGUUCAAACGGUUUCCACCUUCUCUGUUUCACGGACACAAACACACUGGCUCGGUGUGUGUGUGUCUCAUUCUCUCUCUCACACACACACACACUGGUGGGGGUCAAUGCCACAACAGGCAGGUAAACUCAGUAUGUUAAACAUUAAUACAACUUUAUUUAUUUUGUUUUUGUUCGUCAUAUGUUGGUCUUUGUAAGGUGUUUAAAAAGAUGCACGUCUCUUGAGAGAAGUAUAUUUUUAUACUUUAAUUAAAAUUUCAACUCCAGCUUAUCUCUCAUUUUCAGCAGCAGAAAUGUCCCCCUCCUCUUUAUUGACACGAGUCCCCUCCUAUUUUAUUCUCACAGUCAGGAAAACCUUUUUUUCCUCCCCUUCAAAUGUGUAUUUUUUUUUCUUUUCCAUAGGCUCAUUUGCGGUGCGCACUAAACAGCUUCUGUUCCUCCUGCCGCGCGCCUGGAUCCAGACUGGCGUGCGCACAUGCACGAAGAGAAAUAUGGAAGUUACAAAACUACAAAAUGGCAUCACCCAGGGCGCCGUCGCUCAAAUAGGUCACAUUUUUUUAUUUGUUUAUUUAUUUAUUUAUUUAUUUUUGCGACGCAUUGUUGAAUGUAGAAAAAAAAAGGAAUGUUUGUGCGCUGCGUCCAGUUUCCGUGUCUGUGCCAAAUAAAUGGGCGAGCGAUCGUUAGAGAAGCAGGGCCCGAGUGUCCGCACGGAACACACCUCUGUCUCCCCAGGGGAAAUAUUUACAAUUCAGUUUAAUAUUUCGUGUUAUUUUUUCUUUUUCUUUCUAUAACAUUAAGCCGCAAAACGCUGCUGUGGAGGACAUUAAAUAAUUGCGGUGAUAGUUUAUUUGCGUGCGUAAGAAGAGAUUCAAAGCGCUUAGUUGAGAGGUUCAAUGGCGCAAAAUAAUGAAGGAAUUCCGUCUCCAAUUCUUUUUUUUUUUUUUAAUUGACUCCAAGCUUAAAUGAGCUGGCUUCUCCUCGGUAACUUUGAUUGAGAGAUCUAGUUUUUAUUUUAAUUUUCAUGUUCAUGUCGUGGCCCGCGCAGACACGAAGCGCGCGCCGGCAUACCUCUGCAUAAAUCUGUGCGCCGAUCUGACGUGCCUCAAAUCUAGUUCCGCUUUAAACCGCCCUUCAAAAAAACAACACACAAAUGACUUAGUGACAUUAUGUAAUAACAAAAUUCGCACUUUAAUUGUUUAGUUUUAUUUGUGCGCUCGAAAAAAGAAGACGACUCUCAGAAACCAUUUGAUACUGAGUGUAUAAAAUGUUCCACUUUAGAUAAAAAGAGACGCUCCGUUGUUUUUCUUUUUUUUUUUUUUAAAAAAAAGUCUCAUCCACUUGUUUCGCUUCUGUUGAAAUUUGAUUUCACUCGGAGUUAGAUCACUUUAAUAAUUCUGUUUUCUUUUUGCGCCCCAUCCACUCGAAUUAGAAACUCGGGUGACCCUCCACAGUGUAGGAACGCGACACCAACUCGACGUCCCAAUGGAACAAACACUUCCAAAUGUAUUUAAUGGGAACGAAACCCCUUCAACUGUUAAGCAUAAAAACACGGUGCACAGUUCAUUGCUGGAUAGUUUUUCUUAAAAGGCCUUAUCCGCGCGUUCUCCGCACCGACGUUCGCAUUUUCCUGUGAUGUAAUUUCACGGAAACAAAGGAGCCAGGCGUUCUGCUGAAGUACCCUCGAGCAAAACACCGACUCCCUCUCAGCGCCGGGGGUUGUCUGACCUCUGAUCUCUGAAUAUAAGAGGAGUUUCCCUAUCAGGAGGACGAAACUUUUCAUUUUUAAAUGUCGAGCCGCUCCGUAGUCUCCAGUUACGCACACGCAACUGCGUAAAACCACGGGAAGUUUAUUGGACAUAAGUAGUGUAUGCGUGGAGAUAAAAGAAAAAAUAAAGAGAAUAAAUUGAUUAAAUACAAUGUUUAUUAAAACGUAAUCAUGGAGCUGUGUUCAUGCAGAUCACCUGUGCAAACUGUCGGUUCACUAAUGCGUCCAAAAUUAAAUCAGCUGAUUAAGUCAUAACUGACAUUUAAAUAAUGUUUUAUUGAAUGGUCCGAGUCAGGAAGUUCACGUGUCAAAUGCGCCACUUUAAUCUGGCAUUUAAAACACAAUGAAACUGUUAAAUCGGCUCCAUUAAGUCCAGUUAAGUCACAUCCUAAUAAGACUUUUGCAGCCUCCACGUAAAUGAGAAACUGAUUUGCAGUUUACCACUCCGCCUUCUCCUCUGCUCCUCUCUCCUCUUUCUCCUUCUCCGCUCUGGCGGCGCGCCGUUUUCGGUGGCUCCUUAUAAAUAAAAUCCAGCGUCCCCCGCUUCCUCCUCCUUAUUGGUCAGGCGGAGCCGUUACCUCACUCCGGGGCCGGUGACGCGGCGUCUUCGCGUAUCCUUCACGCGCGUCUCUUCUUGCUUCUUAUUACUGAGAGUCUUGUCGCGCCCGUGAAGAGAGGGAGGAAGCGGGAUUCGCGGUGAGCCCAGAGUGCUGGACGGACCCGGUGCGCUCGAUACUAAACACUUCCCAUCCCGGGAGGAGAGCGGCGCACAAGAGCAGACUCUCUCUCUCCCUCUGAUUCUCUGUAUCUCUCGUGUCACUCUCUCUCUCUCUCUCUCUUACACACUCACACACACGCGCACACUUCUGUAUGAGCUCCUCUCUCUCCGUCUCCCUCCCGCACAUACACUCACACCGGCGCGCACGCACGCCCUGCAUACGUCUCCACUUCUCCGUAGUAAAUUACGGCACCGAUCUCAACUGCGAGUGCGGAUCUGUCUCUUGAGUUCGCCCUUUUCUUCGACGGACCGACUUGAGGGGGGAUCGCUCGGAGAGAAGUAACACCUCUCAUCCUGUGCGUGUCUGUGAGGACCCCUGGUCAUGUCUGCUUAGCCGCCCUGCGUGAUGCCUGAUCAUGACAGCACCACCCUUCUAACCAGACAGACCAAGCGCCGUCGUGUUGACAUCGGGGUGAAAAGGACUGUGGGUAGCGCGAUAUUUAGCCGCGUCAGGGAGACCCUGCUCGACAGAAUGAACCAAUCGCACGGCCCCGAUCAGGACGGAGACUGCUCGUUAGUCAGUCAUGGCCACGGGGGCGCCAAUGGGGACGGAGAAAAGUCCAACGUCCUGAGGAAGUUGCUGAAGAGAGCCAACUCGUACGAAGACGCCAUGAUGCCUUUUCCUGGCGCAACGAUCAUCUCUCAGCUGUUAAAAAAUAACAUGGGGAAGAAUGGAGGGAGUGACUCAGGCUUCCAGGUAUACACAAACAGACAUGUACAGGGAAGUGGAGCUUUGUCCAGCGGAGGCUCUGAGAUCCAGGGUGAGGACGCCUGCAGCAACUCCUCCCGUGACCGUGACAGCCCGUCUGACUGCCUGUCUCCUGGGCCUCCUCUCCCCCCUCCACCCUCAUCCUCGUCCUUCGGGCGGCCACCGCCUCCAUCGAGCCUCAACUCCCACGCUCCCUCUCAACCCCUCCCCCUCUCCUCCUUUGACCUGGAUCGACUGUCGGACGAGCACCUUCGCGCCAAGCGGGCCCGUGUCGAAAACAUCAUCCGUGGCAUGAGUCACUCGCCGCUGGUCCGGCCCGGCGCCGGCGACCACAACCAAGAAAGCGGUCGCGAGAACGAGAGCAGCAACAACAACGGCAAUGACCACAGAGGAGACAGCAACAGCCACAACGCCAGCAGCCACAGCCGGAGCGACUGCCCUUCUUCCCUCCUGAGCUCUCCGGGCUCACGGGGUGGAGUGGUCAGUGCUGGUGAGGUUUACAGGGAGAAUAAGAGAAAGCAGCGCCUGCCACAGCAGCAGCACAGCUUCACACAGCUGGUUUGUUCCAGGCAAGAGCAGAGACAGGAAGAGAGAAGGCAGCUCAAACUACAACUGGAAGACAUGCAGAAACAGCUUCGUCAACUUCAGGAGAAGUUCUACCAGAUCUACGAUUCAGAGACGGAGGAGGAGGAAGAAAAUGGGGAGAGCGGAGAGGCUGACCGAAGUGGAGAAAGAGAGGAGGACGGCAACUUGUCGGAAGACAGUAUCCGCUCUGACGGCCUGGAGGAGAGGCACAGAGACAGAGGACGGCAUAGCCACGACGAUCUGUCUGAGCUGGACCCAGGUCUGUUCUUAGACCGGGCCCGGGCCCUCCUCCGAGAACAGGCCUUGAUGGAUGGAGAGAUGGAGGAGGAUGUGGACAGCAGGGAGGAGGAGGAGAGGAAUGGGGAAAGGGUGAUGAAGAGGAGAGGGGCAGCGGCAGCAGCAGCAGCAGCAGCAGGGGGAGGAGGAGGAAGGCAGCUGGCAGAGACUCUGAAGCAGGAACUGAACUGCGCCGUGUCGCAGGUUGUCGACACCGUCGUCAAAGGCUUCUCUUCGCCCAAGCAGGCAGUCAGUCACCAUCAUGGCUGCCACAGCAGCACCCCAGCUGCACCCUCCUCUUCCUCUAACUCGUCCUCUUCCUGCCCUCCGCCUUUCUGCCCGCUGCCCUCCCUUACCCCAGACUCACGCUUUGGCGGUGGCACCUUAGCUCUCAGCCUGAAUGGCGACGGCAGUCCCACCCCUAACUACCACUCCUCUAACCAGAGGUUGCACUGCUUUGGGGACGUAAUCGUCCCGAGCCCACUGGAUACGUUUGGGGGUUUGAGUGGCAGACUGAGCGGUGUGCCAACGCCCAACGACCAAACAGAGGCACUGCCACUGGUGGUGCGCAAGAGCAGUGGCGGUGGCGAGAACACCAAUCCAUCACUGCCUCCUCCUCCCCCUCCUCACCACCCUCCCCUCCACCCCUCUCCUCUCACAGCUUCACUCGGGUUUAGCCCGCCAUCAUUUCGCCACCCAUUCCCUCUUCCCCUUAUGGGCUACCCCUUCCAUAGCCCCCUGGGGUCACACGGCGGGGGAGCGGGCUACCCUCCAGGGCCUAAGGACCAUCAUCGGUCCUCCCCCGAUUCCAUGGACAUAACCAGGGAAACUGUUAGCCUCAGAACCAAAAUGGCAUCCCUCGGAGGAGGCCAUCUCGGUCACCAUCACCACAGACAGAGCUCUCCGAGCCAACAUGGGCCAGAGGGUCUCUCGCUGUCCCUCAUCAAGUCUGAGUGUGGGGACCUACAAGACAUGUCCGACAUAUCGCCCUACUCAGGCAGCACCAUUCAGGAGGGCUUGUCUCCCAACCACCUGAAAAAAGCCAAGCUGAUGUUCUUCUACACGCGCUACCCUUCCUCCAACAUGCUCAAAAUGUACUUCUCUGACGUCAAGAAGUUCAAUCGCUGCAUCACCUCCCAGCUGAUCAAGUGGUUCAGCAACUUCAGGGAGUUCUACUACAUCCAGAUGGAGAAGUUCGCCCGGCAGUCCAUCAACGAGGGGGUGACCUCCGCCGAGGAGCUGACGGUGGGCCGGGAUGCCGAACUCUUCAGGGCGCUCAACAUGCACUACAACAAGGCCAACGACUUCGAGGUUCCCGAACGAUUCCUGGAGGUGGCCCAGGUGACCCUCCGCGAGUUCUUCAACGCCAUCGUGGCAGGAAAAGACGCAGAUCCAUCCUGGAAGAAGGCCAUCUACAAGGUGAUCUGCAAACUGGACAGCGAGGUUCCCGACGUCUUCAAGUCCCCCAACUGUCUACAAGAGCUCCUACAUGACUGACUAGGACGAGGGAGGAAACGACAAGACAGACCUCCAAGGACCGUGAGAAGACUGUAAGAAAACGCCUCCGACGGUGCAGCGUUAGACUAGAUUGAGGUCUUUAAUGAAAUGCAUUUGAAGGUGUUUGACGUUCAUAACGUGAUGCAGAGACCUGAAGUGGUUCUACUUGGAGGCUGCGAGAGAGUUUUGCAAAUGGUUGUUUGUUUGUUUUUUCUUUGGUUGAAAGACAAAACUACCCUCAAGAUGUUUUUAAAAGAAAAGCAAACUCGGACCUAGAGUCGACACAAAUUAACAAAUUCCGUCGGGACUUUUAUAGAUGAAAAGCAAACCAGUGAAAAAUUGAGCCUCCUUGCACUUAAAGAAAAGCUCCACCCUGUCGAAAAACCCCAUCUACUCUUCUCCUCCACCUCACCCAAACUUUCUCGUCACCCCUUCUUCAGUGGAACAAAGGGGUGAGGAAGAUGAAGGAUGAAUCUUCGGCUCGUGACUUGAGGUCAGGAGCGAACUAAAUAUAAAGAAGAUAAUAUAUAAAAAAAAAAAAUCUUUUUAUCGUGGAUGUUUUUAAGUUACAUGAACAUUUUUUGAAGGAAAAAAAAGUGAUGUUUCUGUAUUUUUUCCUCCUUUGUAUAAGCUUACAUCCUCUCUUCUAUGAACCCUCAGUCACACACACAAAGACACACUUACAUAGUCACAUCCCUUGAAUAGAAAAGCACAGUAGCAGUCCCAAAUCUUUACCUGAAACCCAGAAUUACUGGGCAAAAAAAUAAACUUAGUUGUUGUUUAUUCCCGUGCAUUCCCCCUCCUCUUUUUACUUCAUCCUCCUUUUAUUGUACUGAGACUUAAUGAGUGUUUGUUUUGACUGUGUGGCUCUCCCUGCCCCUCUAGGCCCAAUGCAUCAGAGCAGAGCAUCAGAGACAAACUUUAAUUUAAAAAAAAAAAAGAAAAAAAAGAAAAGUUUUUUUAUAUUUUUUAGAAAAGUUUGUCAAAACCAGCGACAGACAAGUUGGAUUUUAACUAAUUUGUUAACCUCAGUUCUGAGACUGUUUCACUUAAUCUUGCAAUUGCUAUUUCAAGAAAUUCUCCUCAUGCACACUGUUGGAUUGAUUAGCUUUAGGUCCUAAGGUCACUUGGCCGAGGUGUAUCUCCUACAUGUUUGUAUGCAGCUGUGCAGAAAAAAAACGUUGUUAUUUAAGAGCUAUGAGCAUGAGUGGGACAUGCUGACAACAAUAAUUCAAACCUUCUUUUUCCGCCAAUAAUGCUCAAACACUGCUGGUGUAUUUCUAGGACCUUCAAACUAAAAGCACUGAUGUAUGAUACUGGAUAAAUGCGGGAAAGAACCACGGCUGGUACUGUAGCAAAAUUGGUGUUUCAUUUUAUUUCCGUUAUUUCCGUCACAGACAUUGCUUUAAAUUGUUCUUUAAUUUUUUUUUUUUUUUAAAAAGAUGGUUUUGUAAAAGUUUAAUUUCAGUUCAUGACCCUUCUUCGAUGGUGCUUUGGUACAGGCUGAUCUUUGGUAAUGCAUCAUUUGAUAUUUUUCAUUAAUGAUUAGGCUCAAACAGCUCAUUUAUUUUCCAUUCAGAGGUGUAAAAAGAAAAGUUGUAACCCUCGAAGUUACCCUCACGUUUCUAUCUCCGCUCUGGUCGGCCACGAGGGGCAAGCUGCACCAGCCGGGUCAUGUGUGAAGUGUUUAAGGUUGUAACAGCAGAAAAAAAAGAAUAAAAAAUAAAAAAGAAGACACACGACAAAAUGCUGAUAUUUGUAGCUUGUAUAGAUGUAAUAAUUACUCCGAUCACUCUGAUAUUGUUAUUAUUUAUAACUGAAAUAAUUAUUCCUAUUAAUGUUAUUCUGAUGAUUAUUAUUAAUAAUGCUUGCUACAGAUUUGACCAGUGGUUUACUCAUUGUUUAUCCAUCACACUGCAACAUGAAAUAAAUUAUUCUUUGAACAAAA